GAGGAGUCAGUUACUUCCCUUGGACAAACUUCACCUCAGCGGUACCCAAUUAAAAUUUGUUUUUAAAAUAUAAAGACGAGAAGAUUUAUUACAAACGAAUUCAUUGAACAUUCCGUUACGCACGCUUCAUUUGCACAACAUGUCUUGUCUUGUGAAGAACAGACUUGUGUAUCUAGCAGCACUACAUAGUAGAAGUUGCCACACUGUUGUAGCCAAGUCUGCUGUUGUAACACAGCCUCUUAAUUUCCUAAAUGGGAAAAGGAUGGAACCUGUGAAUACAGAUAAACAACAACAGUUCCCACUUCAGUAUCCAGCCACAGGUGAAGUAUUGAAGACAGUACAGAGUUCUGGAGCUGUUGAUGUAGACAUUGCAGUAACCGCUGCUAAGAAUGGGCAGAAAAUUUGGGCGAGUUUGUCUGGGUUUGAAAGGGGACAGGUACUGAAACGUGCAGCAGACAUAUGCAGGUCAAAGCAAGAAGAGUUGGCAAGAGCAGAGACAUUUGACACAGGAAAGCCAAUAUGGGAAGCAAGAUUUGAUAUACAGGGCUGUUCAGAUUCUGUAGAAUAUUAUGGGGGACUUGCUUCAACUAUAUCAGGUGAAUUUUUACAGUUAUCAAAGAGAAACUUUGCGUACACAAUAAGAGAGCCCCUGGGAGUUGUUGGGGGUAUAGGGGCCUGGAACUACCCCUUUCAGAUGGCUACCUGGAAGUCAGCACCUGCGCUUGCAUGUGGCAAUGCUUUUGUUUUUAAACCCUCCCAAAUGACUCCACUGACUGCUGUUAUGUUAGGGGAGAUCUAUAAAGAAGCUGGCCUACCAGAUGGAUGCUAUAAUGUUGUGCAGGGGGCUUGCAGAACUGGUCAAUUAUUAUGUAAUCACCCUUCAAUAGAUAAAAUGACCUUUACUGGAAGUGUUCCUGUUGGUUCAAAGGUCAUGGAAGCCUGUGCAAAGGACAUCAAGCAUGUGACACUGGAACUUGGUGGGAAAUCUCCCCUUAUUAUUUUUGAAGACAGUCAUUUAGACAACGCUGUGACUGGGGCCAUGUUAGCCAAUUUCCUUACCCAGGGACAGGUGUGUUCAAAUGGUACCCGUGUGUAUUUGUACAGAAGAAAAAUUUUUAACCAGUUUCUGGAGAAGCUAGUUGAACGGACAAAGAAGAUGAAAAUAGGGGAUCCCUUUUCUGAAAAUACAACAGUAGGUGCCACAAUAUCCCCCCAACAAGCAGACCAAGUGCUUAGUUACAUUGACAUCGCAAAGAAAGAGGGUGCUACAGUAUUAUGCGGAGGAGAGGAGGUAACUCCUGAGCCAAAAUAUUCCAAAGGACAGUUUAUCUCGCCUUGUGUGCUAUCCAAUUGCCAUGAUGACAUGACUGCUGUUAAGGAUGAAAUAUUUGGUUCUGUGAUGUCAGUUUUAGAGUUUGACUCCGAGGAAGAAGUUAUAGAUAGAGCCAACAGUACAGAGUUUGGUCUUGCGGGGGGUGUUUUUACAAGAGAUUUAUGUCGAGCUCACCGUGUUAUAGCACAAAUGCAAGCAGGAUCUUUAUAUGUAAACAAUUACAAUGUGUAUCCAGUUGGUGUGCCAUUUGGAGGGUAUAAGAAAUCAGGCAUUGGUCGGGAAAAUGGACCAGAAGCUAUAGACUAUUACAGUCAAGUGAAAUCUGUUUAUGUUGAAAUGAAUGAUGUUGAAGCACCAUUUUAGUCAUGUUAAAUACUGGUAGAGAUGAAACUUGAAAAUUUCA
Mercenaria mercenaria is the source of this 1736-nucleotide messenger RNA. Its product is annotated as 4-trimethylaminobutyraldehyde dehydrogenase A-like. Lineage: Eukaryota; Metazoa; Mollusca; Bivalvia; Venerida; Veneridae. The record is from RefSeq and is a predicted model, not a curated record. Gene Ontology annotation, molecular function: aminobutyraldehyde dehydrogenase (NAD+) activity; 4-trimethylammoniobutyraldehyde dehydrogenase (NAD+) activity.